UGUUGCGCUGCACGGGCGUACACCAGGACUAGUCUACGGUGAAUACUCGAUGAUAGCUGACCAGUGGCAACGGCUACCGACGCACGACGCAAGUGUUUGACGCUGAAAUAGCGCAUCACCAAAACCGGUAUUGAUAUUUUCACAGCGCACAUUUUGGGGCAAAAUCGCAGAAAAAAAAAUUAAGAAAAAUUUAAAUUUACGAAAAUUACACAAAAAUAUUUAAGGUGACAAAGUGAAGAAUGUGGCUACACUAAGGUAGCUUUGUGUUGAAAAUAUUGGUUGAAAAGCUAAAGCACCUCAAGUUCAGUAGAAAAUUCUGUGCACGUGCAAGGAAGGCUGUAUAGCCAGCGGUACCGUGGUGUGGUACGUAUAACGGGUGUGUGUUUGUCCGCUGUAUAUAAAGUUUUCCGCACAUACAAUUCGACAAAGCUGCGUGUCAGUGCGUUAUCAUUGUGUUCUUACUUUCUCGCUUCCAUUUCUUUCUUGCCACAAAUUUUAAACGUGUGCGGUUCUUCGUUCGUGAGUUUUACGUGCGUGUUGCGUUAUUUGCUUUUGUUUUUGUAACGCUAUCUUUUAGCAUUAAAACGUCAAGUCCCGUUGUGGCACCUUGAAAGCGCGCAGUGUUGCGUGAAAAGUCGGAAAAUAAAGGCGGAAAUCCUAAAAGUAUGCAAUAAAAAUAUGAAAACUGUAAUUUCGCGAAAUAAAAAGUGUGUUGUUGCAAAGGUGUAAUAAACAAAAAAAGAACAGCAACAACAACAACAAUUACAACUUGACACCUUUUUGCGCGUCCAUAAAUCAAAAAGUGCAUCCGCUUGCGUGUCACGCAUGGCACGCGCUCACUAAAACAACACAUUGCAGCGCUCUAUGCAGUACAGUGCAGUGUGAAAAAAAGUGCAAUUCACAUACACAAUCGCUGCCGUUCCGGUUGUUGCAACACAAACAACAAAGCAACUCUGCAUUUAUUAUUCAUAAAGUCAAAUAUAACAACAACAAGCAGCACACGGUGUAACAGUGCUUUGCAAUAUGAAUAUCUAAAAUAAAAUAAACACAGCAAAUAAAAAACAAACAGCAAACGUACUUGAGUACUCGAGUUUUGAGUGUCACACGCCUGCGAGCGCAUUUCGUUGCAUACUUUUCAGCGUCCGGUGCGCUUUGUUGCCGCUUACAUAUAUACAUGUACAUGUAAACAUACAAAAUAUAGCAUUGUGUAGUGAGACACAACGCGCUGUUAACCUAAAUAUUCACGACAAGCAGCAAAAGGCGCAAAAGAAAAAAAACAACGCUCGCUUGAAAUAAUGGCAGAAAGUCAAAAAGCUGUGCCACAUAAAGUGUCAUUGCCAUUCGUGUUGUUGUUGUUCGGUGCAUAAGAAAAUUUGUAUAAUCGUAAUUAAUACAAGUGCAAAUGCUAUAAAUCACAGUGUGCUAAAAAACUGCUAAAAGCUUACAAAAAUUGCUCAUUUGUGUAUGUGUGUAAGUAGCAGCGCUAUUUGAUUUUGUGUAAUUUACUACAUUGUAUAAAGCAUACAAUUUUAUAAAAAAGUACAUAAAUUGAAAUCUGUGUCAACGGAAGUGUGCACAGAUAAAUUUUAAUUUUUAUUGCAUAAUAAAUCAACGCAUUACCCUUUUGGUGGUGUUAAAUUUUGAAUUAACAAAGAAAUAGUUUGUCAGUGUCACGUGAGCUGCAAAACACACACAAAAGUGCCGGAACAAUUGCGGAUCAAUGGACCUUUCUUAUAAACCAAGGCACAAUAAAUCGAGCAUUAGUAAAGGUAACAACAAUCAUCAAUACAUAUGAAAGAAAAUUAAUGCAGAAUGGCAAUGACAGCAUAAGCCACAACUAAAUGAAAUAAACUGCGCACGCCGAAGGCAAACAAAAACAGCACAAUCAUUUUGAGAUUUCGCAAGGAGCACAUCUAAAGCUACACCAAAAGUCAUAUCGAGUUACAAAGAAAUCGCAUAACAAUUGCAGCUGAUUAUUUGGAAUGCGAAAAUAAAUUGUUGCAUGCAUACCAGUGAGAGUGGCAGCAAAAAACGCGCAACUGAAGCGGAAGAACAAAAAACACAGUUAUCUAUAUAUGCGUGUGUGCGAGCAAACUCAUUUAUCAAAUCAGGAGGAUAGUGCGAGCGCACAAAAAACACAAAGACACUGUGGGAGAAAUACAAAUAAGAUUACUUCGGCAAGGCGAAAUAUUCAAUACAAUGCAAAUAAAAACCAAAUAAAAACUAACUAAAGUACUUGUGCUUGCUACAAAUGAUAUUAAUGCCACAAAGCAGCAAGUAAGCAGCGAGCGCAGAGAGUGCGGGGGAAACGUGCGCACAAUAAACAAGCAAAUUCGGGAGAUGGCAGAAAAACGCAAGGGCAAAGGCAGCAGCUGAAGCAGUCCUUCGUCCUUUGAGGGAAAGCAAGAAAGCAAGCAAGCAAAGAAAUUUGUAAGCAUAGCGAUUUUCACAUGAAAAAUGAUGUUUAUAUGAAAUUAUGGUGAAAAACAUGAAAUUCGAGUUAUUGCAUACGAGCCAAAGAGCUAUAUACUCAAUGCAAUAACAACACAUUAUUAGGUCAAAUAAAAGGAAAAAGCAAAGAAGUGAAGAAGCGCUAACAAAAGCAACAGAUAUGCUUGGAGAAGCCAAGGAAGUGAAAUGAAAAGCGCAUGAUGACAAGAAGAACGCUCUGAAAAAAUGCUAAUGUAAUAACUGUAACAUAGUAAAAACAGAGAGAGAGAGAAAGGGAGAGCACACAACAGAAACAAAAAAAGUAACGGCAGCGCCACAAAAGCGUGGCGACAUACAUACAUUACUGCCAAAUCGAGAGCAGUCAGGAGAAACGACACAAAAAAGUUGAAGGCUGCCGCACCAAAAAAGUAAGAAAGAAAGAUAAAGGUGGAAAGAAAGGAAAGGAAGAGGGAGCACAACGCUUCGUGCUUUUGGGGGCAGGCAAAUCUGUACAACAAACAGAAGACAUUAUUGUCGCGACAAGCAAUACAAAUAUAAACAACGUCGAGAGGGUGUAGGCAACACACGGGCGACACAACAACACACAGCAGCAUUUCUUCAACGCUGGCAAUGCAAAAUUUAUGCUCAACGUUACAACAACUUAUCGGCCGUACUGCUUCUUGCUGCGACUUCAGUUCAAAAACACAUUAACCCUAAUGAGUGAGCGUACCAGCGCACAAGUCGAGACCAAACUACUGCAACAACAACAACUAGUGUAAAAUCUUACGGCAUUUUACACAGGCUUUAUCAGCAAGUGUCCGCUUGACUGCCACCUUGGUGUGUGUGUGUGCGCUGAAGUGCUGUUAGUUGGUGCUGGUGUCGUUGCCGCGCCAAAGUUUCUUCACGUAUUUUACAUACACAAAUGUCACCGAUAUUAAUGCCAAUGCACAUGCUCGAAAUUCGGAUAAUACUACUUUGCUUGCCAUCGAUACUACUGGCGACGACGUUGGAGCCAGAACAAAAAUCUAUACUCACCGAUAGUGACUGGAAGAAGCUAUGGAUGCGAGGCGGUAUAAAUCCAGAUUCAAAAUUGGAUAACAAUCUCGACACAAGCGACAGUCCGAUGUUCGAGGAUAGUGAGAUGGCGCACAACACGACCGUCCAAUUGGGUGGCACCGCAUUUCUGGUUUGCAAAGUGACCGGCGUGGAUAGAGUGGGUGUAAACUGGAAUCAAAUUUCUUGGAUACGACGACGCGACUGGCACAUCCUUUCAUCCGGCGCUCAACUCUACACCAACGACGAACGCUUUGCGAUACUGCACGCGCCCGGCUCCAACAUGUGGACGUUGCAGAUAAAAUUCGUGCAGCGGCGAGAUCACGGCAUGUACGAGUGUCAGGUAUCAACGCCGACAGGCAUCAUUUCGCAUUUUGUAAAUCUGCAAGUGGUCGUACCCGAGGCAUUUAUACUGGGCUCCGGUGAGCUGCACGUCGACAUGGGAUCCACAAUAAAUCUCGUCUGCAUAAUUGAAAAGAGUCCAACUCCACCACAGUAUGUAUAUUGGCAGAAAAACGAUCGCCUUAUUAACUACUAUGACACGAGGCGUGACAUUUCAAUCGAGACCACACCUGGACCACGUACACAAAGUCGCCUCAUCAUCAGAGAGCCACAAAUCACCGAUUCUGGAAAUUACACCUGCUCGGCCAGCAACACGGAGCCAGCGAGCAUUUACGUUUUCGUGUCAAAAGGCGAUAAUAUGGCGGCUAUAUCACGAAAAACUUCCUCGGCCGAUCGGAUUGCAGCGAUAUUCAAAUAUCUUCUGGCCCCUUGUGUGCUGGUGAAUACGCUGGGUAUAAGGCGCAUUUUUUUAACCUAAGACUUAAAUUAAACAUAACGAAUAAAUUAUAAAUAAUCCUAUUUAAGAUAUUUUCAAUUUAAACUUAAAAACAAAAAAUACAGAAAAAUAUGGAAAAACUAACUAAAAAUACUUAGCAGUAAAAACUAAAUUUUAGCACAAUUUACGAGUAAAUAUGUAUUAUUUAUUAGUGUUCCAGUCAAAAAAAAACCAAAAAAACAUAAAUUAAAUAAAUACAAAACAAAAAACUAAAACCAAAACAAGCAUUAAGUUUCUGCAAGUAAAAAACUGUAAAUAGCGUUAGAAUAUUGACACAAUAAGAAAAAAAACACUUUAAAUUAAAAUAACUGUAAAUUACUAUUUGUGAAACAAAUUCUGUUAUUAGAUUACAGAUUACAACAAACACAGAAAAGAAUUCAUAUGUGUAACCAUAUGUGUAAAUUAAAUUGAUUAAUGGUAUAUAUGUAUGUAUGUGUAAUUACGGUUAAAUUUAGUAUUAAUUUUGUAAUUUAAAUUUCAUAUAAAUUUAGUUGUAAUAUUUUUUGUAUGUAAAAAGCAUUUGACCUGCUCAGUUUGCUGCGCGAAACUUUGUAAAUUUUCAUGGAAGGAGAAAGGAAACAAAAAAAAAAUUAAAAUAAAUAAACAACAACACACAUAAAUUAAUAAUUGCCAUUAAUUGUAAUUAAUUAAAUUAGGGUUUUGUUACACAUUCACGCUUAUCUGUUGAAAUCAAUUAAAGAACUAAGUGAACGUUUAAAAAUACGGAAAUACAUAUGUAUAUGAAAUGAAUUGCAACAUAGAGAGCGGGCGGCCGGUCAGUUGAUUUAGAGCGAACUGAGGUGAGGAGACAUUUAUUAAAUUUAGAUGUUAAAGAAUUUAAAUAUAUAAUAAGCAAAUAAAAGACGUAGUGAAACUCUAGAUAAAAGUAUAUGUAGUAAAUAAAUAAAUAAAAUAAAAUAAACUAAAUAAAUAAUGAAUAGUUUAAAAAUAUCAGAAAUAAGCUUCAAAAGUGGAAAACAAGCUAAGAGAAUAUGAGAAUAAAUGAAUUAUAAAGAAUUUGCGAAAAGAAGCAAGAGCGUAACAAAAGUAUUGAUAAUAAGGAAAGAAAACAAAAAUAAUUAUUAUAAAUUCUAUUAAAUGUAGAAACCUUAUUAAAAUUCCAUGAAAAUUAAGCAAACAAAAAGAAAAAACAUUACAAAUGUUCACCGAAACUGCCGACGCGCAGUCAAAAUAUUGUAAUUAGAAAUGCAAGCGUUAAUACAGUGGGCACCAUUUUAUUUGGAUAAAUUUUACUGCUUUUAUAUUAACUAUGAUUUUCUGAAAGAAGAGAGAAAUCUUCAUUACACUUUUUUGUAACCCAAACACAAAAUAUUUACUUUAUAAAUCAGUGAAAUAGUAUCGAGAAGCUAUUUUUGUUAUGUAUUUUUCCUCCAUAUAAAUAUGAACAUAUAUGAACACUUAGAAGCAUUUUCCAUACACUCAAGGUUAAGGUAAUUACUUAUGGUUUUUCCUUUAUAUCUGUCAUCUGAAGUCAUGAAGGUACCACUAAAAAAUCAGUGACAAUUGUAGAAACAAAAUGCUAUUCAGUAAAGAAAAAAGUUAUCAUUAAAACCGAUGCGAUUCUUCUAUUCAAAAUAAUAUUAAUCAACAUGCUUCCAUAUAUUCUUCUGAUAUCCAUUAUUAAGAUAACUACAAUACUAGUGUUCUCCACUUAAGAGUAAGAUCUCUCAUAAGGGUUCUGAUAAUCUUUUUAGAAAUUCUGUAACACUCCUAUUCUACAACUAUAUUUUUUCCACUAUACAAAGCGAAGAAAGAUUACUGAAUAUAGGAUAUAAAAAAGAUAUCUUCAUUAUCGCUCACCUUGAAUCCCUGAGAGCAAAGAUCACUCACUAUCAACACAAACUUCCGCGUUAAUAUUUUUACAAUUAUAUAUACUUUCAACAAUAUUUCUUAUCAGUAUAUUUCUAUUUCUCAUAAUAUUUCUUUUUUGUUCGCACAAAGAAUAUUUUAUUGCUAAAAAUUUUAAUAGUUCUUUAUUUUAUAUCUAUUUGGUUUUGUAUGUACAUUACCCACUGUACUUCUGCCGCAUUGUAACUAUAUUGAAAUAAAAAAAGAAGCAGAAAAUACAUACAUAACUAUUUGUAGAUAAGCGCAUUUAAUGUACACAAUUCAGUAUGAGAAUAAACAGACAUUCAAAUCAUUAAAAA
Zeugodacus cucurbitae (melon fly) is the source of this 6489-nucleotide messenger RNA. It is a transcript of the gene dpr12, whose product is annotated as zwei Ig domain protein zig-8. Gene Ontology annotation, biological process: synapse organization. NCBI's taxonomy places the organism in Eukaryota, Metazoa, Arthropoda, Insecta, Diptera, Tephritidae. Gene Ontology annotation, cellular component: neuron projection membrane. The transcript is spliced from 12 exons. The record is from RefSeq and is a predicted model, not a curated record. Bases 3353 to 4303 code for a protein of 316 amino acids.